Molecule: messenger RNA, 1593 nt
Organism: Bactrocera latifrons
Lineage: Eukaryota; Metazoa; Arthropoda; Insecta; Diptera; Tephritidae
Gene: Gmppb
Product: mannose-1-phosphate guanyltransferase beta
Exons: 4
Coding region: 347-1459 (370 amino acids)
Biological process (GO): GDP-mannose biosynthetic process; cell wall mannoprotein biosynthetic process
Cellular component (GO): cytoplasm
Molecular function (GO): GTP binding; mannose-1-phosphate guanylyltransferase (GTP) activity
Source: RefSeq, a predicted model, not a curated record
AUAUUUGAAUGCAACCCUGUGAAGAUGUAGCACAGUUUGUUUUUCUGCUAUAAAAAACAAGAUAUUAUUAAAUAAAAAGUGUAAUAUUUUAACGGAAAACAAAGUAUUUUUACAUUUGCAAUUAAUUAUUUAUAAGUUUGUGAAAUUUAUAAUGUUAUAGCAUAUAAACCACACAAUUGUAUUGAUCGUCACCUGAUAUUAUUGGCCACUACAUACGAAAAGGGAGAAAAACAAACAACAAAAGCCGUGAACUAAACAAAAAAAGGUGGAAUAGAAUUGAUGAAAACUUUAAAAUUUCUUAUCAGUUCUUGGCGUAUCUGAUAACUGUCUUACCAAUUUAUAAAAAAUGUGUGGCACAAAUUCGGCAAGUACAAAAGGCACACGCGCCCUUAUUCUCGUUGGUGGCUACGGAACACGACUACGUCCUUUGACUCUUAGUACACCAAAACCACUGGUAGAGUUUGCGAAUAAACCCAUUUUAUUGCAUCAGCUUGAAGCUUUAGUUAGUGCCGGAUGCAGGCAGGUUAUACUUGCUGUUUCCUACCGCGCUGAGCAAAUGGAAAAGGAAUUAAAACAGGAAGCAGAAAAAUUAGGCGUUAAUUUAAUAUUUUCACAUGAAAACGAACCCCUCGGGACGGCGGGACCACUGGCGUUAGCGAAAGACAUUCUCAGUUCCAGCAGUGAACCCUUUUAUGUGCUAAACUCGGAUGUGAUUUGUGAUUUCCCAUUUAAGCAAUUAGAACAAUUCCACAAAAAUCAUGGCAAAGAGGGCACAAUCGUUGUUACAAAAGUCGAAGAGCCGUCCAAAUACGGCGUGGUGCUGUACGACGAACAAGGUCGUAUUGAAAAUUUCAUUGAGAAACCGCAAGAAUUUGUAAGCAACAAAAUUAAUGCCGGUAUAUAUAUAUUUAAUCCCUCUGUGCUGGAUCGCAUAGAAGUUAAGCCAACAUCAAUUGAAAAGGAAGUUUUUCCCGUUAUGGCUGAUGAGGGACAACUGUAUGCAAUGGAAUUGCCAGGUUUUUGGAUGGAUAUAGGACAACCUAAGGAUUUCCUAACAGGCAUGUGCCUUUAUUUAACAUCAUUACGGCAAAAGCAAUCAUCCAAACUUUAUACCGGACCCGGUGUAGUGGGAAAUGUUUUAGUGGAUCCAACAGCAAAAAUAGGCGAAGGCUGUCGUAUUGGACCAAAUGUUACUAUCGGCCCAGAUGUAGUAAUUGAAGAUGGCGUUUGUAUUAAGCGUUCAACGAUUCUCACAGGUGCUAUAGUUAAGUCACACUCAUGGUUGGAUUCCUGCAUUGUAGGUUGGCGUUCGGUUGUAGGCCGUUGGGUGCGUUUAGAGGGUAUAACCGUGCUUGGUGAAGAUGUUAUUGUGAAGGAUGAAAUCUACAUAAACGGUGGGCAGGUACUGCCUCAUAAAAAUAUAGCCGCUAGUGUACCAGAACCUCAGAUAAUAAUGUAAAUGUUUGAUAAUGCUAUUUUACAGUUAUUAACUGCAGUAUAAAUAGGUAUUAGUGAAAGUUUUCUAUGAUUUUUUCUUAAAUAUGCCACGAUUGGUAAUUUUCUUAAAAUGAGCGGCAUCUUGAAUUUGAUUUG